Molecule: messenger RNA, 1887 nt
Organism: Mya arenaria
Lineage: Eukaryota; Metazoa; Mollusca; Bivalvia; Myida; Myidae
Exons: 3
Coding region: 1-1887 (628 amino acids)
Biological process (GO): positive regulation of DNA-templated transcription
Cellular component (GO): chromatin; nucleoplasm
Molecular function (GO): ubiquitin-protein transferase activity; zinc ion binding
Source: RefSeq, a predicted model, not a curated record
AUGGAUGCUGUUCCCGGACGAAAGGCACAAAUGGCAUAUGGAUCGGUGACAGACCUCACCUACUGCCAGCCAUGCGCGGAGGACGGCAAGAAAAUCCUCCCUGAGGCCUUCUGUCCCGUCUGCAAGGAGUUCCUGUGUUCCACCUGCGCCCGAGUACACCGGAAUCAGAAAAUAACCAAAAGCCACGCCCUCGAAAAAAACAUUAUGCCUCCCUCAUUUCGCGAAGAGAGUGAAGAUGAAAAGUUUAUAGAAACUUGUCAGCUUCAUGCUAAAGAGUUUAUCAAAUAUUACUGUCCAAGUCAUGAUGCACUUUUGUGUGGAGACUGUUUAGUUGAGAAUGAAGAACAUCGCUCUUGCAAAGUAGAGAAAAUCAUGCAAGUGGCAAAACAAUACCAGCAGGGUGCAGAAUACAACCGCCUGAAAACAGGACUUGUCCAGACGGCCAGUAACAUUGGCAAACUUUUACACGACAUACAAGCGAUCAUGAAAUCAGUUGACGAAGAAAGCCUAACCAAUAUCAAUGAGCUUCGCAAAUUCAGGAAUGAAAUCAACCAGUACCUGGAUCAAAGGGAGAACGAACUGUUGGCAGAAAUUGAUCAGAAGAAACGAACAUCCAAGAGACUGCUGAAUGAACUGAAAUUAAAAUGCACAAACAUGAACUCAUCCAUUGAGCAACUAAAGUCGGAGCUACAAGCACAGGACGGCAAUGGCAACCAGCUAUUAAUAUUAGGAAAACGAGCUAUAAAAUGGCUUGCGCGUCUCCAGACAGCCCUGGAAGAGAUGCGUAGGAAGAGUGAAGUUCCCCGAUACAAGUUUCACCGGGACCCCGCAAUUGAGCAGUUAAUAGCUUCUAAAAAGACAAUAGGAUGGUUUCAAGAGGGCGAAUCAACGUCGGCGUUAUAUCAGCAACAACGACAACAGAGGACUUUGCCACAACAACUCCAUCAACACUUUAUAGCCUUAUCAUUUAAAGGUGUAUCUGCUUCGGCGGUAGGGCAGCAAGAACGACAACUACUGAAGGAGCAGCUACCACGGCAACACGAAACGAUGCAGCAACAACAAGGCAGUGCAGACCUAAGCCAGUCCAAGUUCAGCACACAGCCUGACAUUUCAGUGAAGACAAAAGGUGAUACCAGUGACUGCUUCCUGACCAGUGCGGCCCUACUACCUGGGAACAGGCUUCUACUGGUAGAUUGCGCUAACUACUCAUUGAAACUGGUGGAUACCGUGAAUAACAAGCUGGUAUCCAAGGUGAAACUGACUGAUGAGCCAUGGGACCUGUGUCUCCUGCCCGGGGACAGGGCAGCCGUCACUCUGCGUGGGAAGAAGAAGAUACAGUUCGUAUCUACUCAGGGAAAUGUCACACUACAGGAUGUUGUUAAAAUAGAUGGACAAUGUUUUGGAAUAGAUUUCUGUGAUGGCAACUUGAUAGUGUCCUUCCCAUGGGAGAUUGUGUUGAUGGACAUGAAGGGAAAUGUGAAGAAGAGUGUGGGCACAGACAGCAGUGGAAAACCUUUGUUUAUGUUUCCUGAGUAUCUGACAGUGACUAGAAAGGGCCACACUCCUCCGGCCAUCUAUGUUUCAGACCGGGGAACCAACACCAUAACCAAGCUGAGCAUCUCACUAGAGGUGCUAGAGACGUACACCGAUUCGAUACUAAAAUCACCACGUGGUCUGGCAGCCGUGGGGGACAACCAGCUGCUCGUGUGUUACAGUAACAACAUCCUGUUACUGGACACGCUCACAGGCAAGAUAACCCAACUGCUUGGGGAGGAAGAGGGGAUACAGUGGCCAAAUAGUGUGGCUUACUGCCCAAAGCAAAAGAUGGUGUUUGUUGCAUGUUGCUCUGGGUUGAAUAACUCCGUGAAAGUCUUCAAAAAUGAGUAA